CGAACCCCAUCACCCUCAGAAAUCCGCCGUUGACGUAUCAUGGCUGCGGCCGGAGAUUUGGGCAGCUUUCGUCCUGGAGAGCAGUACCAGAUCCAAGAAGUAGUUGGCGAGGGAGCCUAUGGCGUCGUGUGCUCUGCGGUGGAUCUUCGAACUGGCGGGAGGGUUGCGAUCAAAAAGAUAACCCCAUUCGAUCACUCGAUGUUCUGCCUUCGCACUUUGAGAGAAAUCAAACUGUUACGGCAUUUCAAGCACGAGAACAUCAUUUCUAUUUUGGAUAUAACGAGACCGCAGAGCUUUGAGAGCUUCAACGAAGUGUACCUCAUACAGGAGCUAAUGGAGACGGAUAUGCAUCGCGUCAUCCGUACUCAGGAACUCUCAGAUGAUCAUUGUCAAUAUUUCAUCUACCAAACUUUGCGGGGUCUGAAAGCCCUUCAUUCGGCCAACGUUCUACAUCGAGAUCUCAAACCGUCGAAUCUUCUGUUGAAUGCUAAUUGCGACCUCAAAAUAUGUGAUUUUGGUCUAGCACGGUCUGCUUCCCCCCCGCCUGGUGUUCAGCUUGAUGCCGCCACAUUCAUGACCGAAUAUGUUGCUACAAGAUGGUACAGAGCCCCGGAGGUCAUGCUGACAUUCAAAGAAUAUACUCGUGCUAUUGACGUUUGGUCGGUUGGAUGCGUGCUAGCGGAGAUGCUGAGCGGUAAGCCCUUGUUCCCAGGACGGGACUAUCACCACCAAUUGUCCAUCAUUCUGGACGUUCUUGGGACGCCGAGUCUCGAUGACUUUUACGCCAUCACCAGCUUGAGGAGUAGAGAGUAUAUUCGUGCACUCCCUUUUAGGAAGAAGAAGCCAUUCACACAACUCUUUCCGAAUGCAAACCCCCUGGCUGUUGACUUAAUGGAACGCUGCCUUACAUUCAAUCCGAAGAUGCGAGUUACAGUUGAGGAGGCGCUGGGACAUCCAUACCUAGAGCCUUACCAUGACCCUACCGAUGAGCCUGAUGCGGAGCCGCUUGAUCCGUCUUUCUUCGACUUCGAUUACACGAAAGAGCCCCUCAAUAAGGAGCAGCUCAAAGUUCUUAUAUAUGAGGAGAUAAUGCGCGAUUCGAUGUGAUAAAUUGUUAUAUCCCCGCUCACCGUGCCUCAUGCCAUGUACUGUGAUACCCCGCAUCUUGAAUUAGCUGUAACGUAAACCAUGCCUCUUGCAAUGU
Dacryopinax primogenitus is the source of this 1204-nucleotide messenger RNA. RefSeq names its product Pkinase-domain-containing protein. Gene Ontology annotation, biological process: intracellular signal transduction; protein phosphorylation. Gene Ontology annotation, cellular component: cytoplasm; nucleus. The record is from RefSeq and is a predicted model, not a curated record. The transcript is spliced from 7 exons. Lineage: Eukaryota; Fungi; Basidiomycota; Dacrymycetes; Dacrymycetales; Dacrymycetaceae. Gene Ontology annotation, molecular function: MAP kinase activity; ATP binding. Bases 40 to 1107 code for a protein of 355 amino acids.